GGGCGUUGGGCUAGGGCCAAAUGCCUUGAAGAGUAUGGACUUGAUCGAUCCCAUGUUACGGGGCUUGUAUAACAACGUUUCCACGGGGAAUCUAAAACCAGAGAAGAAGAAUGUUAUGAUGGAAGCUUUGCUUCUUGAAGAGGGCUUCGGUGAGAAGCAGGGAUGGAUGGGAGGAGAGUGGGGAUCGCCAACUUUCGAACGGACGAGCGCGCAUCGAAAAGCAUUGCUCGAUAUAAUGACGAGUCUGAUCCCUCGAGACACAGUCAAGUUCAACAAGCGAGUAACAAAUAUCCAACAAAACAAUGGAAGGGUCUUCAUCACCUUUCAAGACGGUGAGGUCGUUGAGACUGACACAGCGAUUGGUUGUGACGGCGUCAAGGGCUUCACAAGAGGUGCAGUUCUCGGAUCCAGAUAUCCGGAUCUGGUAAAUCCACAGUACUCCCACAGGUAUCUCUACCGAGCCAUCGCGCCCAUGGAAGACGCAAAGCGCAUCCUCGGAGACCGCGCCACAGACGCAGCCAUGUUCAUGGGACCCGGCAUGAAUUGGUCUAUCUACCCUAUCUCGAAAGGGACAGAAGUCAACCUUGUUGCAUUCAAGCAGGACCCCAGGGGCGCCUGGCCAUACAAAGAAUACACCCACCAAGUCGAUCUCCAGACCAUGUUGUCCGAUUUCGAAGGCAUAGACUCUCGCCUCCUCAAGCUCUUGGAGCUGUACGCAAAACCUAUCCAGUGGUCCCUCCACCACCACAUCACCACACCAACCUACUACAACGCCCAUGUCGCCCUCCUCGGCGACUCCGCACACGCCACGGGCCCGCAUCAAGCCGCCGGCGCGGGCCAGUGUCUCGAAGACGCCCUGGUCAUGUCGCGCCUACUCGGCCUCGUCAAGCGCGCUGCUGAUCUGCCCACGGCCUUCCGCAUCUUCGACUUCCUGCGGAGGCCGCGUGCGCAGAAGAUCGUGCAGACGAGCUAUGAUGCUGGGGAGAUUUAUACCUUUGCGUACCCAGAGACGGGGAGCGAUAUGGCGAAGGUGACGGCGAAUUGUAAUAAGCGGUUUCAGUGGAUCUGGGAGCAUGAUCUUGAGGCUGAUGUGAGGGUCGCGGAGAAGAUGUUCAGGAUGGAGACGGGGGAUGUGUGAAAUUGAGAGUCGUGAGGUUAGGUCAGUGGGUGGGUGAGGUGGCUAGUCUUAUGGUGUUGAGGCAUGGGGAGGGAGCGGGUUGAUGGAGACGGGA
Molecule: messenger RNA, 1232 nt
Organism: Mytilinidion resinicola
Lineage: Eukaryota; Fungi; Ascomycota; Dothideomycetes; Mytilinidiales; Mytilinidiaceae
Product: FAD/NAD(P)-binding domain-containing protein
Exons: 1
Coding region: 236-1138 (300 amino acids)
Biological process (GO): secondary metabolite biosynthetic process
Molecular function (GO): FAD binding
Source: RefSeq, a predicted model, not a curated record